Messenger RNA from Fusarium coffeatum, 933 nucleotides. RefSeq lists its product as uncharacterized. The coding region runs from base 1 to 933 and encodes 310 amino acids. The record is from RefSeq and is a predicted model, not a curated record. The transcript is spliced from 2 exons. Lineage: Eukaryota; Fungi; Ascomycota; Sordariomycetes; Hypocreales; Nectriaceae.
AUGCCAACCCAAACCCAAACUUCCCCAGCAUUUUCGCCUUUGGAUUCACAGCAGCAAACUUCACCAUUUCCUCAGUUUUCACUCCGAGAGUCAGUCUUCCCAGAUGAUGAGCCGCCGAGUCAGGGCCAGUCUCCUGUUGCACAGCCGCCUUCCGGGGAUAACUUAAAUUGGCAAUUCACAGCACAGCCCCUCCAAGCAAGAGCUCAGUCGUCUAAAGUCAAGGACGGCCAAAUGAUCCGUAUCACUCUCAAGACUCCGACGACGGAGGUACCCUGCAUUGCGAAAUGCUACCUCGGCCGUGCACAGAGUGUCGUUGAUAACGAAUUUGCUCGCAGCUGGAACAUCAAGAUACAUCCUGUUCCUAAGCCGCGAUGGAAGGAUGCAAGACACUGGUGCGUGCUAGACGCAAUCAAUGUGGAAACAAUUGGAGAUAUUCAGAAGCAAUUGCAAAUCCGACUGGGCAAGCUUCCAGACCGGCGGUUCAGUAUCGAGCUGGGUGUUGAUGCCCUCAAGGCUCUCCGUCUAAUUGAUGAAACUGAAGCAAUCUCGCCUCAUUCUAUAUCUGCACCUCCCAGCCAAUAUCCGUCGUGGUCCGAGUUCACUUCUUCUCACAUGCCGCAACAACAACCUCAGGAUAUCUUUGGAUACCCAUUUACACUACCAACACAACAGCCACCCCAUGCUGGCCGCAACCGCGCAGUGACGGCGCCUACGAUACCAGUAAUCAGAAUAGACACGAGUCACACGAUGUUUGAAAAUUCACUAUCAGUGCCUAUGUCUCUUGGCGACUCGGGAUCUGGUGAAGACUCCAGCUCACCAUGGGAGACCAUGUCGCUAAAUUCUCAGUCAUAUCAAGAUGACAAUGUCAACGUCUGGAGCCCAGCUAUUUCUGAAUGUGGUAUUUCCUCUUCUUACGAUACCUGUAUGAAAUGA